Molecule: messenger RNA, 729 nt
Organism: Stylophora pistillata
Lineage: Eukaryota; Metazoa; Cnidaria; Anthozoa; Scleractinia; Pocilloporidae
Source: RefSeq, a predicted model, not a curated record
UACAUACUCGUUUCUAGUUCUCAGGAGCGCGCGUCCAAGUAUAUCGAAAGGACCCUUUUGCUGUAUUAAAAAUUAACAGGAAUACAAACUACCGCUAUGAAACUUCUCUUGAUAUUUUUGCUUAUGGAGACGGUUACCUCUCUUGCUUCUACAGCCGGGGAAGAUAUCAAAUGCUACUUUUGCAAAAGUCGAGUCUCGUUUAAAGACUGUGAUGAGAACAAGAGACGUGUGCAGUGUGGUAGAGAGUUUGGGCUCAACAGAUGCGCUAAGGCGCACAUCAAGGCUUCCAGGCAAAUACAAGAAACCUACCAGCGGGGUUGCCAGAGUGCAAGUGCAUGUGAUGCACAUCCGUGCAAGGCUCGUGGUGAAGACACCUGUCAGGUGCAUUGCUGCACUGGAGACUAUUGCAACAAAUCUACCACGCGGAUGGUCAGCGGUACCAUACUAUUCAUAUUUUCAGUGCUUGUUGUUCUGAUGGGUUGACUGUUUUAAGACCUCGCUUGACCUAGGUAUCGACUGUGUCUUUUGUUGUGGUUUUGUAUUUGUCUUUUAGGAUAACUUUACGUACACGUUCCGUGGCUGUGCAAAUGUGUGCGGUUACAUUACUGCGGUCAAACGUCGGUCGUGCGCGAUGGGAUCAACUGUGGCCGACCGCGCGAAAAACUACGCGCGCAAAAUUUUAAUGAUGGAAACGAUGCCUUGAAAAAUAAACGAAAGAGGAAAUUGAAA